GCUGGCUGGGCAGUGAUGGCGGACGAUGGGGAUGGGAAGCUAAGGACUGAACAAGGAGGCGGGGGUGGCGGCGGCGGCAGCAGCAGUAGCCCGGAGGAGACGGCCGCCGGCAGCUGGCUCGGGGGGAGCGGCGGCUUCGACAUGCUGCUGAGCUUGGCGCUGCUCGCGAUCGUGGCGCUCGCGGCCUAUCGGCUCUACAGGCGCUGGGGCAAGAGGAGCGGAGUGGGGGGCGCGGCGCAGCAGGGCCAGGCCGACUCCUUGCCCCGCAUGAAGCGGCGGGACUUCACGCUGGAGCAGCUGCGCGAGUAUGACGGCGCGCGCGCGGCGCGCAUCCUCCUGGCUGUCAACGGCAAAGUCUUCGACGUGACCAAAGGCAGCAAGUUCUACGGGCCCGAGGGUCCUUAUGGAAUAUUUGCUGGCAGAGAUGCCUCAAGGGGACUGGCAACUUUCUGUCUAGAUAAAGAUGCUCUUAGAGAUGAAUAUGAUGACUUAUCAGACUUAAAUGCUGUGCAAAUGGAAAGCGUUAGAGAAUGGGAAAUGCAAUUUAAAGAAAAAUAUGACUAUGUAGGUAGACUGCUAAAGCCAGGAGAGGAACCAUCAGAAUAUACAGAUGAGGAAGAUACCAAGGAUCACACUAAACAGGAAUAAACAUUGUAAAUCACCAAAGUCAGGGGCCUUUGGAACUGCAAUCUCUUACUCCCCAUCACAGAAUGCCCUGUGUCUUUGGGUACAGUUCAUCUGCUGCGGAAAACGACUUGAUAGGUUUUGUACAAGAACAUCAUUACCCUCUCAACAAAAAAAUUGAUUACUAGGCAUUCUUUGCUGCCAAACAUAUUUUUUGUUGCAGUUUAACUGUAAUGCCUGGAAAGGCUUCAGAAAUGGAAUGGGCGCAGGGAUUUAAAAUGCAAAGAAAACUAAUCUUUUUAGCAUGUUGAAGCCUAUGAACAGUUUGUUAUUUACAAGCUUAAGCGUUUCAUAUGCCAUUUUCUACUUCUCUUGACGCUAAAUGAAAAACCUAGUUAAGGAAUCCUAAGUAAAUUUGGCUGCUGAAACAUAAUAAAAUGAAAAUACUCAGACUAGUUUGUGGGCCAUUGGUUUCCAUGGCAGAAAACUACUUCAGAUCUCUGCAGAUUAAAGGGUUUCAAAUAGAAUCUCCUGGAGGAUAAAGGAAAAUUUAUCUGCAGAAGGUAUCAUCUGAAGCUUCUAUGAUUUUCCUUCCCCCUCAAUCAAAUCGGAAUAAUUGUGCCUUAUUUCAACUUAGAGACUUGAAUUGUUUUAAGGGAAAAGCCCAAAUGUGACCUGAGUCACUAAAAGCAGCAUUGAGGACUGAAGUUAGAACAUUCGGGUGACUGGAAAACAUUGAUGUCAUUCUGUAUAUAGAAUGUAAAGGAAUACUCAGUGUUACUGCCAUAUAUAUAUAUAUAUGUUAAUAUACAUAAACUUAAUUAGCAGUGUAAUGGCCAAAUGCACUCCCCUUUUGCUUUUUAAAUAAACAAGCCCACCUCUUCCCUAAAUUUAUGGAGCCUAGACUCAUAUCUUUGAGAAAUGAGGAAUGCGCAUGGAUGUGGGUGCUCAAGUGCAAGAAAUGGAGGGAUGGUUCCUGCAGAUACUGUAAAUAUGAAUACAAUUUUAAUAAAGCAUGUAAAAUACCAAAUGUGCUGUCAAACUUUAUGUAGAUGCUAUUAAGCUAGUAUCGGUGGCCAGGACUCGUGUGUAUGAGUAAAAGAAGAAAUAUUGGAGAUAUUAAAUAUUUUUGCACUGCUAUUAAAUAAAGCUUUACCCAGCUCAUUUUUACUUAGUCAUCACACUUAAUUCACAACAGAAAUGUGACAUUCAGGUACAGUUUAUAUGAAUGAGAGCAAACAGGUGGCAUAUAACAGUGAAGCAUGUCUGUAUGUAGACAUGCUUUGGCUAUUACUUUUCAUUUAAGGUUGUCAUUCCUUUUUCUUGGCAUAUUACAAGCACAGCUUGUUUUUAUCAAUGUGGCAGGUAAAGGAAAAAAAACUAACUUUUUAUUGAAUGCAUUUCCUGUAAAUUAGUCAAUAAAGUAGCAUUAAGCUGCCAUCAAUGACCAACACAAGGAAAAUCAUGCCAUGCAGUAAUAAGACAGCCAUGUGUCGUGCAUGAAGAAAACCGAGCUGUGAUCUUCAAGCUAUGUGAUAUAGUGUGUUUAACAAACAGCAUCCUCCUCCUGUCCAAAAUGACCAAACAGUUCCGGACCAUGCUCAGGUUGGCUUGUGAGUAGAAUGUUCUUAUGGUGUCAAUAGGAAGAUUUUCUAUCUGCUGCCCCAUUUUUUAAAAUGUGAACAUGCUGUUGUCCUUUAAUUUGAAAAUAAGCCUCCACUGAUGAGCCACAGUUACAACUCUUCCACUCCAAAAAUGUAUUCCAUAAUUGAAAUAAUGCAGUCUGUUUUGAGAAAUGAACAAUUUGUGUUCCUACUUUUUUUUAAAUAAAGUGUUCUGUAGAUACA
Zootoca vivipara (common lizard) is the source of this 2471-nucleotide messenger RNA. It is a transcript of the gene PGRMC2, whose product is annotated as progesterone receptor membrane component 2. Gene Ontology annotation, cellular component: endomembrane system; endoplasmic reticulum; membrane. NCBI's taxonomy places the organism in Eukaryota, Metazoa, Chordata, Lepidosauria, Squamata, Lacertidae. The record is from RefSeq and is a predicted model, not a curated record.